Molecule: messenger RNA, 1209 nt
Organism: Penicillium samsonianum
Lineage: Eukaryota; Fungi; Ascomycota; Eurotiomycetes; Eurotiales; Aspergillaceae
Product: FAD-dependent oxidoreductase
Exons: 2
Coding region: 1-1209 (402 amino acids)
Molecular function (GO): FAD binding
Source: RefSeq, a predicted model, not a curated record
AUGGAGCCUGUACUCAUUGUGGGCGCGGGCAUCGUCGGCCUGACCCUCGGCCAGGCCUUGAAGCAGAAGAACAUUCCCUUCGAAAUUUACGAGCGUGAUGAAAGCCCAGAGGCGCGCGGCCAAGGAUGGGCUAUCACCCUUCACUGGGCUCUGAAAUAUAUGCCGGAAAUGUUGCCAGAAGAUACCCUGGCGCGUAUUCGAAAUAUUCAGGUUGACCCUGACGUGGCGCGGAAAGACAGCGGAAAUUUCCUGUUUAUCAAUCUCCAGACUGGCCAGCCCAAAUUCAAGAUUCCUCCCAAUACACGAUGGCGCGUCAAUCGAGAAAAGAUGCGCGGCGCACUCUUGCAGGGUAUCGAGGACCAUGUUCAUUGGGGGCGGCGCGUGGUGGGUUUGAACUUCCCGGCAAAUACACAGCGAGUGCAAGUGGUGUUUGAAGAUCAGAGCACCGACACCGGAAAGCUGGUUGUUGGGGUUGAGGGCAGUCGCUCUAUGGUCCGGCAGGUCCUUCGGCCAGAUUCUUUCAAUAAUGUUCCACUUGGAAUCAACUUUACUGGAGUCGCAGUCGACAUGACCGCCGAGGAGAUCAAGCCGUUGCGGGAUAUGGAUCCAUUGUUAUUCCAAGGAUGCCACCCACCUACAGGAGCCUUCUUCUGGUUCUCAACGCUUGAAACACCAGAUGUGAAUGGAACAGCUGGGACCGAAUCUGAGCGAUAUCGAGCACAGAUUUGCAUGUCGUGGCCAGAGAGGGGACCAGAGGAUAGGGUGGCUAAAACAGAUGAGAGUCGCUUGGCCAACAUGAAACAGCGAGCACGGGGAUUUGUGUCCUUCCUUCAACAAACGGUUGAUCGUAUACCCCUUGGAACGCCCGUAACCGAGAUCAAACUUGCAGAUUGGGAGUGUCUGGAUUGGAGUAAUCGAGGGGGUAGAGUGACCUUGGCAGGGGAUGCGGCACAUGCCAUGACAAUGUAUCGUGGGGAAGCAGCUAAUCAUGGUAUCCUUGACGCGUAUCGUUUGAUGGGGGCCAUUGAACAAAUCUACAAUGAAUCUGCUACUGCCUCUGUCGCCAUCGAGGGCUAUGAACUGGAGAUGAGAGAUCGUACGAGACGUGCGGUGUGUUUAAGUCGCCAGGCGUGUCAAGAUGCGCAUGACUGGGAACGACUAGAUGAAUCAUCAGCUAUAUUGACAAGGCGAGCCGUCAUUGGAAAAUGA